UAUGAAAUCUUGGACGGAUGAUACAAAAACACGUGUUCUUUUGCAUUUAAACCGUGUAAGUAACGAGUCAUUUAAGUGAAUUCGCGAAACGUUAGAGUAGGUAGGUAAAGUAGUGCGAAACGCGGCCAGGAAAAGCGUCGUUUCGCGUAAGUUAAGAAGCGUUAUAGGAGCAUUUAUGUGUAUGAUUGAAGGGAAAGUGGUGAAGUAGCCGAGCGGCCAUUUUAUGUUAGUAUGACGUAGAGGCUGGGUGUAGCUUCGCGUUCAACCGUCCGUGUUCUUUUGGAAAAAGGCGAGAAAAUCUGAAUUCUGAUGCUGGGGUCCAGGUAAAUGCACGUACCACGCGCUGAACGUGUGAUCCGUAAAUAUAAGCACGAGGGACGUAAGGAUAUUAGUUAAAUAAGGAAGUACACAUAGGGGGUACUGAGAAGAGCGAGCAUGAGCGAAGAAAGCAAUCCACGAACGCUCUAUGUGGGUAAUUUAGACGCUUCGGUGUCCGAGGAACUUUUGUGCGCACUUUUCUCGCAAAUAGGUGCCGUGAAAGGAUGCAAGAUUAUACGAGAACCAGGAAACGAUCCGUAUGCUUUCGUCGAAUUCACGAAUCAUCAGUGCGCGGCUACGGCGCUAGCCGCCAUGAACAAGCGAUCCUUCCUGAAUAAGGAAAUGAAGGUUAACUGGGCAACGAGCCCUGGAAAUCAGCCGAAGUUGGACACCAGUAAUCAUCAUCACAUAUUCGUUGGCGAUUUAUCGCCAGAGAUCGAAACGCAAACAUUAAAAGAAGCGUUCGCGCCAUUUGGCGAAAUUAGCAACUGUAGAAUCGUACGCGAUCCACAAACUAUGAAGAGCAAAGGGUACGCCUUUGUGUCUUUCGUGAAAAAGUCUGAAGCUGAAGCGGCGAUCGCGGCGAUGAACGGACAGUGGCUUGGAUCCAGAAGCAUCAGGACAAAUUGGUCCACCAGGAAACCACCGCCACCAAGAUCCGAAAGGCCACGACAUUCAAACAAUAGUAAACCUAACUACGAAGAGGUAUAUAAUCAAAGUAGUCCAACCAAUUGUACGGUAUAUUGCGGAGGUUUUACGAAUGGUAUUACGGAUGAUUUGAUAACCAAAACUUUUUCACCAUUUGGCACCAUUCAAGACAUAAGAGUAUUCAAAGAUAAAGGAUACGCGUUUAUCAAAUUUACUACUAAGGAAGCGGCAACACAUGCUAUAGAAUCAACACAUAAUACAGAAAUUAACGGUAGUAUUGUUAAAUGUUUCUGGGGAAAGGAGAACGGAGAUCCUAAUAGCGUUGGCCCAAACGCGAAUCACCAAGCUCAACAGGUUACAGCUGGUGCUGGUCAGUAUGCAUAUGGAUACGGCCAGCAAAUGAGUUACUGGUAUCCACAAGGGUAUCCACAAAUGCAGGGUCAGUUUUUACAACCUGCUCAAUACUACGGUCAAUAUUACGGACAACAGGCUCAAUAUAUGAAUAGUAUGCGAAUGCCUGCUCCUGCUUCAGGCACAUGGCAAACUGUACCAGCAACCGCUGCCCCACCGACUGCGACUGCACCAUUGCCACCAGGUCAGCAACCUACCAUGGUAGCAUAUACCAUGCCACAAUAUCCUACGCAAUGAAAUUGAUCAUUGAUUGGCAUCAACUAAUUGUUACAUAUGAUACAUUUGCCCUUGGGGGCUUCUGCAAAAACUCUUCUGUCAUAUACCUAUUCCAACAAAUUUAUUGGUAUUUUGACUGCAGCAUCAUAUGUACAAAUUUCCCAGUUUUACUUCAAACUGAAGUACUACAUUGUAAAGAAAGCUCCUAAAUUUGAUUGUCCCGAUACUGACUGACAUUGAAUCGCUCUUGUUGUAAAGAACUACUCCAUCGAAAGUUCAAAGUGAUACAUAUAUAUAUUCAUAUAUAUAUACAUACACAUGAAUAUAUAUUUCCUUUAUACGUUUCCCUUGCCAAACAAUAGGAACGUAUAACACUUCAACAAAUGCAAGGUCAUCUUGCAGUGCUCAUUAAUAAAUUAAAAAGCAGAUCUAUCAUAGCAGUCAAUCCAUCAGUGUAAUCGAAUAAUCAUUUCAAAAACGAUUUAUACCCAUGGCGUUGAUCGAGGUAUAUCUCUGAACUUAAGGUUGCAGCCCCUUGACGAGCCCUGCAUUCGUUGCGCUGCGUAAGGUGUACGUAUGUAUGCAACCAUUGCGUUGUUAUAUUUUAAUAUUUUUGCCACAAUUACCAAUUUUUAGUUUAUUUCAAAUCAUCGAUGAACAAAGAUAAAAAUGUUCAUUUAUGAUAAACACGAGGUACGACAUUGAACAUAGUAUAAGAUAGAGAGUAUAGGUAGACGGCGCCUGUGAUGUAGCUAGAUUUGGAUGCAUGCUUUGACGUAUGCAGGGCCCUUAAUAAAAUAAACUGUGCGAGUCGGUAAACGAGUUGUAAACUUUCCUCGUUAUGUGAUAUUUAUCGUCGGUGGUAAAUGUAUAAAAAAAAACUUUCUUACGAAGAAUUUUAAAGAUAAUAUUCUAAGAAGUGUGUUGAAGAUAAAAUGUUUUUAUGUUGGACUUGACUUAAUUUCGAUGCAAAGUGUUUACGUGCGCUCCAGUGACUCUUCUCCAUUUGUACAGGGAAAUGGUAAACCUUGGUGUAAUUAUUACAACGUAAUUUAAGUAUUAAUGCUAAUGAUAAAAACUUCCACUAAGAGAUGGAGUCACUAUUGUUCAACCCCCCUUUUUUUUUUUAAUUUGUAUACUGAAAGUUGGUAUUAUGUUUACUUAGAUAUACAUAUACUAUAGAAUAACAAAAAUUUAUUGCCUCGUAACUAUCAGUUAUCAAUUGACAAUCACCCUUGAUAUUAUCUAAUGAUUUGACGUUUGUACUGUCACACGGCACGAUGUUUACGCUUUCGUGUCUUCCGGUUAACAUGUAGUAGAAAUGUAUUGCACACUUCGAAUAUAAUUUCAUUCUGUAAGUUUCAGUAAAGUUAGCUUUAAUUAUUUAUUUUUCUUAACAAAUUUGAUCGCCAUUCUUACUGAGUUCUCGCGAAGUUAAUAAAUUGCGUGGUAUCGAUAGAGGUAAAGGAAUUGGAGUGAAUUUAGAGUAAAAGAAUAUUUCGCUUCACCACCGACGAUAAAAAGCCAUAAAACCUUUAAAAACUCAUUUGUAUAAAGUCAGUACUGUACGUAAUAACAGAAGAAACACAAAGUCGAACAUAGCAAUGAUUAAUUGACUGCGAUAAGUGAUAUCGAACGAUGGAGAGCCAAUUUGAGAAAAAAAAUCUUGUCUAU
Messenger RNA from Hylaeus volcanicus, 3267 nucleotides. RefSeq names its product nucleolysin TIAR (gene Rox8). The record is from RefSeq and is a predicted model, not a curated record. Bases 436 to 1614 code for a protein of 392 amino acids. NCBI's taxonomy places the organism in Eukaryota, Metazoa, Arthropoda, Insecta, Hymenoptera, Colletidae. The transcript is spliced from 3 exons. Gene Ontology annotation, molecular function: RNA binding.